Molecule: messenger RNA, 1316 nt
Organism: Hyposmocoma kahamanoa
Lineage: Eukaryota; Metazoa; Arthropoda; Insecta; Lepidoptera; Cosmopterigidae
Product: protein IMPACT-like
Exons: 6
Coding region: 47-847 (266 amino acids)
Biological process (GO): regulation of translational initiation
Cellular component (GO): cytoplasm
Molecular function (GO): protein binding
Source: RefSeq, a predicted model, not a curated record
AGUGCCACCAUAAAUAAGGAAUUAAGAAUAUUAAGAGUACUUAAAAAUGGAAGACAAUUUAACGAAACAGGCUGAAGAAGUAGAAGCGCUAAGCUCAAUAUACAGCGAUGAUUGGACUACAGAAAGUGAUUUAUCUAAGUCUUAUAAUAUUAAAAUUCAGGAGGGCAAAAAAGAGGCUACUUUGUAUGUAACUAUGCCUCCAAAUUACCCAAGUCAGGCACCACCGAAGUAUGAGCUUUCUGCCCCAUGGAUGGACAGAAAGGCAAAAGAAAAACUACGUUCUGCCUUAGAUGAAGUGUAUUCUGAAAAUGUUGGAGAAACAGUAAUAUUUCAAUGGGUUGAGAAAAUAAGAGAAAUAUUGCAGUCAAUGAAGUCUCCAGAGCCAGUUAAGAAACCUGAGAAGACAGCAUCUGAAGAAGAGAGUUUAGACUUGAGUAAGCUAGAAAUAAACUGUCCAGAGAUCACACAUGGUGAAGUGAUAAUGGAUAGAAAAAGUUCUUUCCAAGGCCACGCAGCUAAAGUAGAAAGUAUUGCAGACGUUAACGCCGUCCUAGCAAAAUUAAAGCAGAACAAAAAGAUAAUACAUGCAACACACAACAUGUACGCAUACCGUAUCGAACGGAAGACUGAGAAAGGGCUUUCGAUAUUGCAAGAUUGUGAUGAUGAUGGAGAAACUCAUGCUGGGGGAAGAAUGCUGCAUUUGCUCCAGAUUUUGGAUCAGAAGAAUGCACUAGUUGUUGUGUCUAGAUGGUACGGUGGCGUCCAACUGGGCCCGGAUAGAUUCCGUCACAUUAACAACGCUACGCGGCAGGUCCUCGUGCAAGCGGGCUUACUUAAAAAUAAAUGACAAAGCCGAAGGAGCAGACCUUGCAGUGGAUCUAAGGCCUUAGAAGUGCCUAGUGACUGAUUCAAAACUCACGUUAAGUAGACGUAGCAUGCUGUCAAAUGUUACAUAACUAUGGAAAAUUCAGGGGAAUUCAUCAUUGACUCAAAAUGUUCUAUUGAUUCUUUUUUUUUACAAAAAAUCGUUUCUCAAUAUCUCAAUUUAUACUAGAGAUAUUAGUGAUUAAAGUCUUUGGUGGGGGAUGUUGCCUUUUUAGCAAAAUGUUCAUUAGUAUACAGUUCGUUUAGGGCGCAUUUAUUCGACACGAAUUUCUGUGCGUCUAACUAUCAUGGCAAAAUACGCUCUAUUUAUUUCACUUUUAUGUUUUAACUUGAAUAAGUGUCACAGGCACGCGGGUGAGCCUGGCUUGAAUUUGGUCUACGCGGCGACCGCGUGGUUGUAUUAUUCAGAGGAAUUUAAAUGUGAAUAGAAU